AUGAGCUUCCUUGAUUCUGUGCUUACGUCCAUCGAGACGGGCAAACCGUCUGCGAUCCCACCGGCAACAUCUCGCCGCCCGGAACCUCCUGUCUCAUCCUCCACAGCCAAGUCUGAAGUCCGCAAACCUAGCACACCAUCCCGUGAUGUUUCUUCCGAGAAAAAGGUCGCCGCAGCAGGGACGAAGCGCAAAGCCGAAGAGCAGCUGCAGCGUCCAUCGAAACCGGAUAAUCGGGCACCUGGUAAAUCAGUGCCUACGAGACCUGCACCUACAAGGCCUGCCACUACAUCUACGGCAUCGAAGCCUCGUCCGAAUCCGGCUCCAAAUGCGGCAAAGUCUGCGUCAAGCAGCAAUACCUCUUCAGCCCCGAAAGCCGCGCCUGUUUCGUCCAAACCUCCUCCUCCAGGCUCUUACGCCGAUCUCAUGAUGAAGGCGAAGGCUCUUCAGCAAAAUGCGCCGACACAAGUAGGAAUGUUCAAACACCAGAACAAAACGGCCCCCAAAGAAAGGCUCAGCAAAAUGGAACGCAAGAAACGGGCGAUGGAAGCACAAGCGAAGGAGAAAGAUCCACGAUUGGCAAAAAAAGGCGGUGCCACCGCUGGAACUCUGGCGGGUGCCAAACCUGGCGAUGGGAAACCGGCGAGGAAACGAGAUCCUGAUGAGCCCACCUACAAAGGCACUGCCAGACCAACGCAGACGCCGGCGACAACUGAAUACCGAGGAACAGCUGGUCUACCGGCCAAGCGUGAUCCCGCUGAAAGACGGCAAUCCAGAGCCGGCAAACGAUCACGGAUGGACGAAUAUCUUGGUACAGAUGAGGAAGACGAAGGUGAAUAUGCGGACGACUAUGACGACUACUACUCGGAUGCAUCAUCGGAUAUGGAAGCUGGCUUCGAUAAUGUGGAAUCGGAAGAGCAAGCUGCUCUCAAGGCCGCCAGACGAGAGGACGAGGAAGAAUGGCAGGCCGAACUCGCAGCCAAGAAAGAGAAAAUGGAGCGGAAGAAGAAACUCGCUUCGUUGGCCUCAAGGGCUAGAUGA
Molecule: messenger RNA, 1038 nt
Organism: Aspergillus chevalieri
Lineage: Eukaryota; Fungi; Ascomycota; Eurotiomycetes; Eurotiales; Aspergillaceae
Exons: 2
Coding region: 1-1038 (345 amino acids)
Source: RefSeq, a predicted model, not a curated record